UAUCAAACCCAUCAUCACAAUAAAGAUACCCACUGAGCACGAAAGCUUUUCCUCAUAUCACAAAACGAAGAUGGCAGAAGUAGCAGCAGGCGCAGGCGUUGCAAUAGCGGCGGAAGAAGUCGUGAGCCGCGGCGCAGAGGUCGGCUUAGCAGCAUACAUGAUUGCAAAGCCGACGAUGCCUUUGAAAGCAACCUACACCAGGAUAGCGACGGCUGACGAUGACCCAUCACGACGAUCACUCAGCCGUUCUAACCACACCCUGACCGUGAUAUCGAACAAAGCUUACAUUUUCGGCGGGGAGACUGAUCACGACGACGUUGCGAGCAACGACAUCCAUGCCAUCACCAUUGCGUCGACCGGGAAGCCGGACGUCGACUACAGCCUAAUCCCAGCCGUUCCUGUCGAGACUCCCACGACCACCACCGCCGCCGUGAACGACUCCAACGUGCCCCCAGCACGAACCAAGCACGCAGCAUGCGCAUUCAACGACUCACUCGCCAUCUACGGCGGAUUCUCUACCACAGGAGACCUCCUCCGCGAGGCCUCCACCAUCUGGCUCUUCCACCCCGCGCAAUCAGCCUGGAGCCAUCUCGACACCACCGACCUGCAAUUCGGACCCGGUCCGCGGAGCUCACCCAAACUCUUCGCGACCAAAACCACCCUCAUCAUCUACGGCGGAAAGGGACCCAACGGCGAAGACCUGUCAGACGUGUGGCGUAUCGACCCCCUCGAGCGGACCUGGGAACAGCUCCCCAACGCCCCUGUCUCGACGUCGAACGCCGCGUUCACAGAAGACGACGGCCAAUUGUACCUGAUAUCCGGCUCUGACCCCAUGAGCAGCUCGCUCCACCACAUCGACCUCUCCGUGCCCGUCGAGGACAUGAAAUGGGACACUUUCACGUUCCCGACGAACCCAGUGGCUCCUGGUCCCCAGCCUCGCCACGACGCGGGACUGCUUCCGAUCACGACGGGAUACGGCCGCAGGUAUCUCGUGUACUUCCUCGGUUCGAAGGAGAAGCCGAAAGAUGCUCUGCCUCCCCCGCCUGAGGACGACACGCACGACGUGACGCAGUGGAGCGACAUAUGGACGCUGCAGAUCCCGUCAAGCAGCCUGCAGCCACAGGCGAGCCUGAGCUUCAGCAAGGCGAUCAAGCCCGCGAAGAUCAAGGACGCGAUCAGGUCUGCGCUAGGCGUCGAAUCAGGCCAGCAUACUUGGGCAGAGGCCGUCGUCCAGCCGCCGCCUGACUUUGAGAUUCCGGAGGGUAAAGUGCAUCCGGGGCCAAGGGGGUUCUUUGGCGCUGACGUUGCGGGGGAUGGGUGUACGGUGGUUUUCUGGGGUGGGCAGGAUGCUAAGGGGGAGAGGGUCGGUGAUGGGUGGACGGUGAAGCUGGAGUGAAAUCUUUUCGCUGUCAUGUGGUUUGUGAUCGGGAAAGACGGAGGGAAUGUCUCAAAGGCGUUGAGGUGUUAUGGGUUUAGGAGGCUUAGUCCACAUCACAUUGUCACCAAGAAUUGCACACAUAAUGUAUUCCCGGGAAGACUUGAUUGCUACUAUGUAAAAGGAAGGUUGAAACUAAGGAAAAAAAGUGGCAAGUGCCAUAAUGAAGAAGAAGGAAUGUCCAAUUGAAUUGGUUUCCACAAUU
Molecule: messenger RNA, 1640 nt
Organism: Aaosphaeria arxii CBS 175.79
Lineage: Eukaryota; Fungi; Ascomycota; Dothideomycetes; Pleosporales
Exons: 2
Coding region: 71-1396 (441 amino acids)
Molecular function (GO): protein binding
Source: RefSeq, a predicted model, not a curated record